AUGAAGAUAAAGAAUAUAGGGGAGGAGUCGAUUCACAAUAUAUGCAGCAGUCAGGUUAUAUUUACUCUGAGCAGUGUAGUUAAAGAAUUGGUUGAGAAUUCGAUAGAUGCUAAUGCUAGUGAAAUAAAAAUAAAGCUAGUUGAGAGUGGAAUAAAGUUAAUAGAGGUUAAUGAUAAUGGUGUUGGUAUAAAAAAGAUUAAUUUUGAAAACAUAUGUGCUCGUCAUGCUACAUCAAAAAUAAAAGAUUUUAAUGAUAUACACAGUUCUUUAAAUACGUUAGGUUUUCGAGGGGAAGCAUUAAAUUCUUUAUGUAUGUUAAGCAAUGUUAAUAUAACAACAAAGAAUGAAGAAAAUGAUCAUGCUUAUUUAUUAAAAUUUGAUAAACUUGGUAGACUUUAUCAUGAAGAACCAAUAGCUAGAUUAAGAGGGACUACUGUGAGUUGUGAGAAUAUUUUUCAUAACAUACCAAUAAGAAAGAAAGAUUUUAUAAAGAAUAUAAAAACACAAUUAUCAGAUUUAUUAUUAUUAAUGCAACAAUAUGCUAUAAUAUAUCAUAAUAUAAAAUUUGUUAUAUAUAAUAUUGUUACAUUUAAAGGAUGCACCAAAAAUAUGAACUUGUUAAUUACUAAUGGUAGUGAUAGUAUUAAAAAAAAUUUCUAUUCUAUAUAUGGUAAAAGAAAUAUUGGUAAUUUAAUUGAAUUCAAUGUUGAUGGUAAUGAAUGGAAUAUUAGAGGUUAUAUAAGUGAUAGUAAUAGUGGUAGAAGAGAUAAAGAUUUGCAAUUUUAUUAUAUUAAUAGUAGACCUAUACACAUAUUAAAAAAUGUAAAUAAAUUAAUUAAUACUAUAUAUAGAGAAUUUAAUAGUAGAUUAUAUCCUAUCAUUAUUUGUAAUAUUUUAUCAGAUACAAAAAAUAUAGAUGUGAAUGUUACUCCUGACAAAAGAGAAGUCUUCUUUACAUUUGAGCAAGAAAUGUGUGAACAGAUGAAAACAGUUCUUGUCAAAUUAUUUACACCUAAAACGAGUAAUUUGAUUGAUACACAAAUUGACGAUUAUUUUUUAAAAGCUAAUAAUAUUUUGCCCAAUCAUCUAAAAGGUAAUAUAAAAAUGGAGACACAUCAGGAGCAUCAUCAUAAAUCCAUAUCUCACUCACAAGAAGAAAAGACCAAAGAAAUAAAAAAUGAUAAUAUUAUUAAAACUGAACCUAAUUAUAAUAACGAUAGGACCCAUCCUUCGUAUGUUAAAAAUGAACGUAUACAUAACGAUGAGCAAAUAUAUAUAAAACAAGAAAAAAUUAAUGAGCAAAAUAAUUCUUAUGUUGACGGUGAUGAACAUUCUAAUACACAUCAAGAUGAGGAAGAGCAAGAGAAAGAAAAAAUAAUAAAAAAGGAAAAUAUAUAUACUGAUCAUGAUGAUAGACAGUUAUUAAAAAUAAAGGAAGAAAAAAAAUAUAAGCAUCCAAAUAAAUAUAUUCAAAAUGAUGAAUUAUAUAGGGAUAAUACAAGUAGCCUUAAUUAUUCGUCAUUAGAAAAGGAUUACAUAUCAACAGAAAAUAAAAUAAAUAAUAUUCAAGUUAAAAAUGAUGAAUUUAAUUCAUCAUCAGUAUUUCAGAAUGACGAUUAUAAUUUUCGUAAGAUAUAUAGAGCAAAUAAUUCCUUUGCAUCAACACAAGAAAGUAUGCAUUGCGAUUUAUUUGUUUCAAUCAAUAAGAAGCAAUAUGAAAAUGAACAAAAUGAAGAGAAUGAACAGAAUGAAGAGAAUGAAGAAAAUAAAAAAAAGACAGAAUAUAAUUUUAAUAGAAAUAAUGAACAAGAGAAAAGUGUAUAUAUUAAAAAGGAGCAAGAAGAAUUUAAUUCAAAUAAUGAUGAGGAAACAUAUUCAUUGGGUCCUUUAUCAGUUGAUAAUGUAAUGAUGGAAAAUAAGAAGGAUCAUUUGAAUGAUAUGAAUAAUAAUGUAUAUGAAUAUAAAUUGGACAGUGAUGUUGAAAAUGAUAGUAAUAAUAAGAAUAAUAUUUAUGAGUAUAAAAUAAAUAGCGAUGAUAUUAAAAAUAAUGUGUAUGAAUACAAAUUAAAUAGUGAUGAUAUUAAAAAUAAUGUGUAUGAAUACAAAUUAAAUAGUGAUGAUAUUAAAAAUAAUGUGUAUGAAUACAAAUUAAAUAGUGAUGAUAUUAAAAAUAAUGUGUAUGAAUACAAAUUAAAUAGUGAUGAUAAUAAUGAUAAUAAUAAUAAUAAUGUGUAUGAAUACAAAUUAAAUAGUGAUGAUAAUAAUGAUAAUAAUAAUAAUAAUGUGUAUGAAUACAAAUUAAAUAGUGAUGAUAAUAAUGAUAAUAUUUAUGAAUACAAAUUACAUAGUGAUGAUAAUAAUGAUAAUAAUAAUAAUAAUGUGUAUGAAUACAAAUUACAUAGUGAUGAUAAUAAUGAUAAUAUUUAUGAAUACAAAUUAACUAGUGAUGAUAGUAGUAAUACCACUUAUUUAAAUGGACAGGAAAAAAAUGAAGGAAGAGAAGAAGGUAAUAAUUUAAAAGAUUAUACAAAUUAUUCAUUCGAGGAUUUGAAAGAGAAUAUAAAAAGUAAUUGUAUAAAGAAAAUUCCAAUUGAUAUAAAUAUGUAUAUUAAUAGAGAAGAAUUGAAGAGUGGAUUUGAUUAUGAUCAAAUACAUGUAAUAAAUUUGACAAACAGUGAAAAAAUAAAGAAUAUAAUAUUUCAGAAAAUGAAAGAAGAAACACCAAUAAAUAAUUAUUUAUGUUUAACAGAUGAUCAAGAAGAUAAAGAAUAUAAAAACUUAUUUGAAGGAAAUUUAAGUUUAAAAGAAAGUAAUAAUAAUACAAAUAAUGUUAAUAAUAAUGAAGAUAUAAAUUUUAGUAAUAUAGAUGAAACACAGACAGAUUUAUAUUUCCAAUCGAGCUUAUUCAAUAAAUUAAAGAUAUGUGGACAAUUUAAUAAAGGAUUUGUAAUAUCCAAAAUAGAUUUACUUUAUUUUGAAAAUAGCAAAAAAAAAAAAAAUGAAGGAGAUAUAUCAACAUACAAAACACAUGAGAACAAUAUUACUAAUAAUAUAAAUAAUGAGGAUUAUCAUAAUUUUAAUAAUGAUAAUAACCUAAUAAGUGAUAAUAAACAUAAAAGUAAUUAUGCUUUAUUUAUAAUUGAUCAACAUGCAGCUGAUGAAAAAUCAAAUUUUGAAAAAUAUAAUAAAAUAUUUACGAUGAAAUCACAAAAAUUAAUUAGUAAAAUACAUUUACAAGUAAGCCCAGCCCAAGUUCAUAUAAUACAAAAAUAUAUGUCUAUUUUCUUACAAAAUGGAUUCGAAGUACAAAUUUUAGAAGAACCCAUACAUAAAAGAAGGAAAACAAAUAAUAAUAUAAAUGAACAAAUAGAUGAGGAAGAAGAAAUGCUUAUGGAACUUAAUGUAUAUUUAUUAUCAUUACCAGUAUUUAAUGGAAAAAUAUUAGAAGUAGUUGAUUUUAUGUCUCUCUUGCAUCAUCUAACAGAGCAUCCAGUAGCUUCAUACAAUGAAUCCGAAGUAUCUGCAAAAAGUACAAUAGAUUUGAAUAAUAAAACAGAUACAUGGUUUAAUUAUAAUUUCCCACGACCUCAAAAGGUGUGGCGUAUUCUAGCAUCCAAGGCGUGUCGAAAUGCGAUAAUGGUUGGCAAAUCAUUAAACAUAUACGAAAUGAUUAAGAUAAAGAAAAAGCUGAGUUUUUUAAAGAAUCCAUGGAAUUGUCCUCAUGGUAGACCUACCAUAAAAUAUCUCAUAAAUAAUGUGGAUAUAAAAAAUUGCUUUAAAAACUAUUAUUUAAAAUUAUAUGAUGAAAUUACUAAUUUGAUUUUAACUCAGAAUUAUGAUGCUUAUAAAUAUUUGUUUCAUAAUCAUGUCUUUUUUUUAAUUAUAUCUACCAAACCUUUCCUAGGUCCUGUUUUAAAAUUUCAAUAA
Molecule: messenger RNA, 3927 nt
Organism: Plasmodium adleri (nom. inval.)
Lineage: Eukaryota; Apicomplexa; Aconoidasida; Haemosporida; Plasmodiidae
Product: DNA mismatch repair protein PMS1, putative
Exons: 2
Coding region: 1-3927 (1308 amino acids)
Biological process (GO): mismatch repair
Cellular component (GO): MutLalpha complex
Molecular function (GO): ATP binding; ATP hydrolysis activity; mismatched DNA binding
Source: RefSeq, a predicted model, not a curated record